Messenger RNA from Cricetulus griseus (Chinese hamster), 6654 nucleotides. Lineage: Eukaryota; Metazoa; Chordata; Mammalia; Rodentia; Cricetidae. The record is from RefSeq and is a predicted model, not a curated record.
UCUUUCUUCCCCAGGAAGCCAUUAAUUCCUAAUAGUUCCUCUUGAAAUAGGUGUUAGGUAUGCUUAAGGUUGUGGAAACCGACAGUUCAGGAGUGCUGCUGGGCAGGGCGGAAGUUCUUUCCUCGCCAUCUUUCUUCCUGGCGCGGCCAUACUAGUGCAGAGGCCCUGUCAGCUGAGGAGGUCUUGAGGGUUCAGCCCCGGUAUCCGGGACAGCUCGGAACCCAGGAGCGGAGGUGAGGCCGCCGGAGGCGCCGGGCGGAGACAUGGACUGUCUAACUUUUGAUGAUGUGGCUGUGAACUUUACCUUGGAGGAGUGGGAUUUGUUGGAUCCUUCCCAGAAGCAACUCUACACAGAUGUGAUGCAGGAAACCUUCAAAAACCUUGUUGCUAUAGGACAAACUGAGGAGGGCCAGAGGAUUGAAGAUGAUGGACACUUUAGGAGAAACCUAAGAAAUGGAAUUGUAGAAUUAUUGUUUGAACCCAGUGAAGGUAGACAAUGUGAAGAAAUCUUCAGCCAGUUUCCAGAUACUGUUAUGAACAAGAAAAUCCAUCACGGACUAAAACUGUGUGAAAGCAAAUUAUGUGCCGAUGUACUUGUUGGUCUCCCACCCCUAAAUAUGCAUAAACGUGUUCCAACAGGACAUAAACCAUAUGAAUAUGAGAUAUAUGGAGAUGGUCUCUAUAAAUUUAAAGAAUGCAGGAAAGCCUUCAUGUAUCCUGAAUGCUUUCUGAAGCAUGAAAAUAAUCACAGAGUAGAGAAACCAUAUAAGUGUCAGCAAUGUGGAAAAGCCUUUUCUUCUUCCAGUAAGGUUCGAAGACAUGAAAGAACUCAUACUGGUGAAAAACCCUACAUAUGUAACCAUUGUGGGAAAGCCUUCCCUAGUCGUGGUUCCCUUCGACGCCAUGACAGGAUUCACAGUGGAGAGAAACCUUUUGUUUGUAAGUAUUGUGGGAAAGCCUUCACUGGUCAAAGUUCCCUUCCACGACAUGAAAGAAUUCACAGUGGAGAAAAACCCUAUGUCUGCAAGUACUGUGGGAAGUGUUUCAUUUCUUCAAGUACCUGUCGAGUACAUGAACGGACUCACACUGGAGAGAAACUCUACGUUUGUAACUUGUGUAAUAAAGCUGUCACUACUCGCACUUCCCUUCGAAAUCAUGAAAGAAUCCACAGUGGUGAGAAACCCUAUGUCUGUGAACAGUGUGGAAAAGGUUUCAUCUCUUCUGGUACCUUUCGAAUACAUGAGCGAAUUCACACUGGAGAGAAGCCCUAUAAAUGUAAGGAAUGUGGUAAAGCCUUCACUAUACAGAGUUCUCUUCAACGCCAUGAAAGGAUUCACACUAGGGAAAAACCCUAUGACUGUAAGGAAUGCGGGAAGGCUUUCAGUGGUUACAGUUCUCUCAGACGCCAUGAAAGGAUUCACAGUGGAGAGAGACCUUAUGCAUGCAAGCAGUGUGGGAAAGCCUUCCCUGCUUUGGGUGAUUGUCAAAGACAUGAACAGAUUCACACUGGUGAGAAACCCUACAUAUGUAAGCAGUGUGGGAAAGCUUUCACUCGCUGUGGUUCCCUUAGAAUACAUGAGAAGACCCACACCAGAGAGAAUUCCUAAGCAUAAAAUGUGGAAAGGCCUCCUUACUGUAUUCCCUUCUAUAAAUAGAGCAUGACAUGUUUAGGGAAGAAAUCAAGUAUUAAUAUGAAGUUGUGAGGGCUGCCACUAGUCAUUGUUAAAUCAACAAAGAUAAAAGAACAAACUCAGAAUGCACCCAAUAUCAAAACUUGUACAGAAACAUCAGAAGUUGUCAAUGGUAAGAUAUAGUUUUAAAAUUCUGUGAAACUUCUACAGGUAGUAUAGUACUACAAAUGUGCAUUAUGAAAGGUUCAAUUCAAAGUAAUUUAUGUAGAAUGCGCCAAAAUUACAUAACCUGGAGGAAAUGUGCUAAAAAUUAUAUUACACUCAUUAGUUUAUUAUUAAAAUAGAUGUGUGAACUAUUUCUAAGUUUAACUCUUAUAAGUAAAUGGUGGCAUAGCAUUCUCUGAAGUUUCCUUAAACUAUGGGGCAAGAGUUAAUAGGUCGUAUCUUUUUUUUUUUUACAAUGUUCCCUACCUUUCUGAAGAAUUUUGGUUGAUUGAAGAUGGAAUAGCCUUUUGAGAUGAGUUGGCAGUAGCUCGAAGUACUAGGGCAAGGUUCUCUAGAAGGAUGGAUUUGCUCUAAAUUUGGCAUCUAAUAUGAGGAUAUUUCUCUCAUGGGGGUGGGGGCAGGAAUCAUCCCUGGACCUCACUAGCAAAAUUUUUGCUUCCUGUUCUGUUGAUCUUAUAGUUUAACAAAGGGAUAUCCUUCUACCAGGAAGAGCAGCCAUUCCUUUGAACUGCAAACUAAGACACCCCCACACACCCAACCCACCCCCAUUUACUCUAGGUUCCUGGUGCCCUUGAGUUAACUAAAAACAGUUACUAUUAUCAGGAAUGACGAUUGACACUACCAGGGAGGAAUGAAACUGCUUUUCAGCAAUGGAUGUGCCAAUUUAUUUUUUUCUACUUGACACAAGUUAGAAUUAUCUGGAAAGAAAAAUUUGAGGAAUUGCCUCCAUUCGAUUGGUGUGUAGGCAAGUCUUUGGGGGUUUUCUUCAUUAAUUAUGGAUGUGACAGGGCCACUGUGGGUGGCGCCACUUCUAGGUAGCCGUCCUAUGUUGUAUAGGAAAGCAGACUGACCAAUCUAAUAGUUAGCCUCCCUUUAUGAUCUCUACUUCAGGUCCUACUUCCAAGUUUCUGCCUUGAGAUACACCCUGGCUUUCCAAUGCUGGAUUAUAAAGUGUAAUCCAAAACAAACCCUUUUCUCCUCAAGUUGAUUUUGGUCAGUGUUUUAGCAACAACAGCAACAAAUCAAACUAGGGCAAGAGGAAAGGAAGGCUAUUCCUGGAUUCCCGUAGUAUUACCAUGUCUGAAGAUCAAAACCCAUAGGAAGUUACAACUCAGUCCAAAAAGGGUAAUAAAUGGCUCAGAUAUUUCAAGGAUGAAGUUCUUAGUCACUUCUCAAGGUAACAAACUGGCUAAUUUGGGUGUAACAUGUUUUUAUUUAUUUACAAGGUUUCUUGUAGUAAAAUUAAUUUUACAAAAAAAAAAAAAGAUUCUUAGUGCUUGCUGAAGAUGAGGAAAUACAAAAUGACACCAGAAAAAAAUACAUAAAUAUGGUAUACCGUUGGGACCUCGCCAGGGUGAGGGUUCUGAUUGCUGGGUGUGGGGCAUUUGCCUUUAAUCCAGGAAGCAAAGGCAAAUGAAUCUCUGAGUUCAAGACCAACCUGAUCUGCACAGAACAGCCAGGGAUGCAUAGUGAUACCCUGACUCAAAAACAAACAAACAAAAAAUAUGUGCUUAUUUUCAUAGUCUGAUGGUUAUUAUUGAUAGCCAACUUUAAAAAAUCUAAAACUACCUGUGAGAUAGGCCCCUGCCCAUUGCCUAUGAGUAGGUAUCUUGAUUCCACUUCAUAAAUGAAGUGGGAAGACUCGCCCACUUUUGGAAGUGCCAUUCCCUGACUGGGACCCAGGAGUGUGUAAAAGUGGAGAAAGUUGGCUGGCUGAGCACAGGCACAAACAUACAUGCAUUAAUUCAUUGCUCUCUGUCUUUUGAUUUUUCAAGACAGGGUUUCUCUGUGUAGCGUUGGCUGUCGUGGAGCUCACUCUGUAGACCAAGCUGACCUUGAACUCACAGAAAUCUACCUGCCUCUGCCUCCCAAGUGCUGAGAUUAAAAGUGUGUGUCACCGCCACCUGGCCGCUCUCUGCUUUUUGACUGUGGGUAUAAUGUGAGUAGUUGCGUCUAGUUUCUGACAUGUUGACUUCCUCACAGUGAUGGAAUUAUGAGCCAAACAAACCCCCAUUCCUUUAUGUUGCUUUUACCUGGAUAUUUUGUCACUACAAUAGUAAAUGAAGCUAAGACAUAUGCACACAUAUAGUUGUCAUGUUUUGUUUCAUCUCUUCCUUUACUAUGUAAUAUAUUUAUUGAGUUAAUGUCAGUAUUGGGUAUUGCUAUAUAUUGUCAUAUUUAAUUAUAGUAUAAUACAUGAAUAAACUUUCCUCAAGGGACUUUGACAUCUAAGGAAACAGUAUGCUUUCAGUUGUACAUGAAAAUUAUGUUAGAUGAAAUACCUUAUAUUGUCUGUAUUUAGAAAUUGUGUAUAACAUAGGAUAUUGUUGACAUCAAAUUCAUGAAAGAUGAACUUGGAGGGGUUAGUCUCCAUUGUCCACUUGGCUGGUGAAAUACACCUGUAUAUUUUGGUGGGGAAAUUUCUACAGGAGUGACAUGUGGGACAGUGAUUGAAGGCAAAAACUCACACUUAGUGUGGACAGUCACUUCAAACAGCAUGCCAGAGGAAGUCUCAGGAAAAAGCAGCAUCACACACCUGCCUUCCUUCCAUCUAAGUGAAUCUAUUGAUGCUACUGUCAUCCUCUACUGAUACCACAUUUCAUUUUCUUCUUCCACUCAACGUGGACUCAAUUCGAGUGACUCUCCAGGAGUUUCCAGUCUUUUACCUUUAGAUUGGAGCUCCUGAGGCAUUUAGCUUCUUGGAGUGGGCAGCUACCAAGUUUCCUGCUUCUCUGGUAUGCAGCCUGUCAUUGUUGGAUCACCGGCACCUAUCACGGAUGACAAUCUAGUGAUGUCUUCUAUAAUAAUUUCCUUUGUUCCAUUCCUCUGGAAAACCCUGACUAAUAGGAUCUCAUUAGUUCAAAGACAGGGAUAUUUCUCUUUCAGUUUCCAAAAUGUAUUCAAUUUGAAAAGUUUUAAAGACAUGUACAGAAUAUGUUGGGUUUUGUUUCUUUAGUCUUGGUCCCUGCUACUCAUUGAGAACUGUCUACCUUUUAAAGAUCUGUGUGUAAAUAUGCAUAUACCACAGAACAUGUGUGUAGGUCUGAAGACAGAUUUAGGUGUCGUUCCCACCUUCUGCCUCGAUUGAGGCAGGGCCUCUCUUGUAUCUGCUGCAUAUGCUAGCUGGCCUGUGAGCUGCUAGGGCAGGGUCUCUCUUGUAUCUGCUGCAUAUGCUAGCUGGCCUGUGAGCUGCUAGGGAUUCUGUUCUCAUCUUCUGUCUUGCCAUAGGAAUACUGGGAUUACACUUGUGCCUUGCUGCAUCUGGUGUUUGCUUGGGUCCUGGGGCAUUCUAAUGCACUUAGAACACUUACAUGGCACAUGCUCUGUCCACAGCCAUCUGCCCAGGAAAGAAUUGUAUAUUUCAAGUGUGUCACAUGUCUCAUUAUAAAAUAGGACUUUCCUAUGAGUGUGUGGCUAAUUCCAGUCAUCUGGACUAGUUUUAGCUUUUAUAACCUACUCAAGCAUUUUCUACAAUGCCCUGAACACUGUCUUCCAGGAAAUACAGAUGUUCUUCAAAUUUGCUAAUAUUUGCUUCCAUAAACUCACACUAAAAUGAGUUCAUAAAUUAAAAAUGACUGCUACACUUCGGUUACUGAACUUUGAAGUGAAGUUGAAUAUGUUCAAAUUGAAGCAGACUAGCAAGAGAAAAUUAUGGGAAACAAGGCCCCCGCCCCAGGGUCUCGUUAGUCCUUUUUGCUGGUAACAGCAAGAAACUUGAGAUACCAUUGAUAAAACCCAAAUUGAAAAGCCUGGCAUAGUGGUGCACACCUUUAACCCCAGCACUGGGGAGGCAGAGGCAGGUGGAUCACUCUGAGUUUGAGAACAGUCAGUUCCAAGCCAGAAAAAGCUACAUAGUGAGACCCAGUAUCAUAAAUAGAAAAAAAGAAGAAGAAACAACCAAAUUGCCCAUGGGGAAAUAUAUGUUCUAUGACAUUCUUUUCAAAGACAAAUUUUUCUAUUUAAGACCAAAAAUGAUGUAUAAUCUUGAGUUUCUACUGCUUACCUCUCAGUCCAAAAUCUGGAAAAUUACCCACAUAAAUUGCCUUACAAUUUUGUUUAAAAAACAUUUUUUUGAAGGUGUGUUUAUAUGGGUAGGGUAAAGGGGGGUGAUUCUUUAAAGCCAGUUGUGGUGGUGCUUGGCUUUAAUCCCAGAAGCAGGAAGGCAAAGGUAGGUAGAUCUCUGGGAGUUUGAGGCCAACCUGGUCUACAGAGCUAGUUCAGGACAGCCAGGGCUACACAGAGAAGCCCUGUCUCAAAAAACAAAACAAACCAAAAAUUAUUUGAGAGCCACCAAAAUGUUAAGUACAGUCCAUAUAAAGGCAUUUAAUUGCAACUGUCCAUUGAGAAUCCUACAUCCUUGUGCUUGGGUAUACUAUUUUUCUUCCUGUGAGCACCUUUCUAUUUUAAACUACAAAUCUACUUCAUAUUGGCUCAUCCUGAAAUUCUUGUUUUGUCAAAGCCAUGAAUCCCAGUUUUGAAAGCCUAGGUCAGGAUCUCAACUCCUCAGACUGACUCUAGUGACAGCAUGCAAUGAAACUGUCUAAUCCUGUCUGCAAUGACAAGCUCAUUUCCAUUACCUAUAGUUGGACAAAAAAACCACCUAUUUGAUGAUACACUGAAUGGGUUAAUUAAUUGAACGUUUCUUGCUGCUGUAUGAUAUGAUAGCAAAUUUUAUUCUUGUUACCAUGGGUUGUGCUGUAUCUGAUUUCUAUGAGUCAGUGUCUUCCAAAAGUAUGCUGCCUGUUGAUACCCAGUUUAAGCUCACCCUUUGAAAGUCAAUAACAUUAUUUUUUGCCUA